Aricia agestis (brown argus) is the source of this 4473-nucleotide messenger RNA. Its product is annotated as protein artichoke. The record is from RefSeq and is a predicted model, not a curated record. Lineage: Eukaryota; Metazoa; Arthropoda; Insecta; Lepidoptera; Lycaenidae. Gene Ontology annotation, molecular function: protein binding. The transcript has 5 exons. Bases 188 to 4318 code for a protein of 1376 amino acids.
GCGGUCGCGAGCUCCCGUCCCAUAUCGCUCUCGAACAACUCUCGAAGUGUAAAGUUAUUUGGAUUUCUGACGUGUUUGUACAACAGUUAUGGACGUCGUUAAUGUGUAAUUCUGUGAAAGUGAUUGCAAGACUUGUGAAAUUCAUAUCUUCGAAUGCAUCAUGUUAUUGAAAUGACGUCGACUCAAUAUGGGCAUAGCUCAAUUAUUUCCAGCGAAAUGUGGCGUUUACAUCUUUUUUAUCAUCACCCAUAUACCGAUACUGCAAGGUGAAGAACAAUUUCAAUGCCCGAGCCUAACGGAAAACCCUAUUUGCCCUUGUUAUAAUUUCAAAGAAGGUUUAUUUCUCGAGUGCCCGAGCGCUACACCUGGUGUAGUAAAAAAUGUGCUGCUGAAAAUUAAAGGAGCUAUUCAGUCUCUUUCCAUUUAUGACCUCGAAAGUUCUACAACGGAACUGAAUUCUGAUAUGUUUCCGACUCAAACCAAAAUUAUUAAUUUACAAAUUUCGCAGUCUGCAAUUGAAAAAAUUAAAUCUAACACAUUUGCACCAUUUCGCGAUUCGUUGACGUCUUUGAGUAUAAUUUCAGGAAAAUUAAACCAGGUUCCACAUGACUCGCUUCUAGAACUAAACAGAAUCGAAGCCAUUGAUUUACAACUUAACGAUAUCCGUGAGAUUGAAUCUAGGUCAUUCGAUGGAUUGAAAUUGAAGAAGAUAAAUUUAAAAGGAAAUAAAAUAGCAAAUAUAUCAGAGGACGCAUUUAAUACUUUAGACAAAACAUUAACUGAGUUAGAUAUGACGGAAAAUUUUUUAGACGCUUUUCCUUUAAAAUCCUUAGGAAAAUUAACGAAGCUAACGAAUUUGAGACUAGCUUGGAAUAAGAUUAGCAGUAUACUAGAAAGUGAUGAUAUUAAUCUUCCCAGCUUAUCGACUCUCGAUCUGAGUUCAAACUUUUUCGUAAUUCUCGAAAAAAAUCGCUUUAAAUGUAUGCCAAAUAUAAAGACUUUGACUUUUUUUAGCAACCAAAUACAUAGUAUUGAUGAAGAAGCAUUCUAUUCCUUAGGUAAAUUAGAAACGAUAGAUUUAAGUAGAAAUAAAAUUGUAAGUAUAAGUAAAGGAACAUUUCAGAAAAAUCAGAAUUUACGUACGAUUGAUUUGAGCUAUAAUCAUCUGCAUCUUAUCAAAGGUGUAUUUUCUAAUCUUCGUCAACUUUCAGAAGUGUUUUUGUCCGAAAACAAUAUUUUUGAAAUAACUGACGAUGCUUUUUUAAAUGCAACUAGCCUUACGGUUCUUAAUUUAGAGCAUAAUGCUAUCAACAACUUACAUUUCAAUUGUUUCGAUUCUUUGGAAAAUUUAACACAAUUACAUAUGGGAUCAAAUUUCUUGAAAAAACUUCCUAAAAACAUUUUUAGAUUUAACAGUAAACUAGUAAUAUUAAGCUUGGAUAACAAUAAAAUUAACGAAUUAGACGAUUUAGUUUUUAACGAACUGACUGCGUUGCGAGAGAUACGUUUACAGAAUAAUCACAUUAUUCACAUUAAGAGGAAUCUUUUCAAUCCAUUACCGAGUCUAUUAGAACUCCAUUUGCAACAUAACUUAAUUCAAAGUAUCGACUCCCACGCAUUUAUCACUCUUAAAAAUCUACAACACAUAAAUCUGCAGAGCAAUCGACUGAAGACUAUCGGUGACAUAUUUCCCAAUAGAAAUUCGUCGCUCGUUUCCAUUCAGCUCAGUGCAAAUAAUUUAUCGUUGCUAAAAAAUAGUUCACUUAGGGGACAAAAGAAUGUGCAGAUAAUGUGGCUUAAUGAAAAUAGUAUUAACACUUUAACAACCAAUCUUUUUGAUGACCUAUUAAAUAUUCAGAGAUUGUAUUUAAAAAAUAAUAAUAUAAUGUACAUAGAAAAUAGAACUUUUGUUCACUUAAAAAGAAUUAAAUAUUUAGAUCUGAGUAAUAAUAGAAUAUCAAUAAUAGGUAAUGAAACGUUUUACAAUUUAUCAACGCUAGAAGAACUUUAUCUGCAGACUAAUGACUUAAAGCACAUAGCAAAAAAUGCUUUCAUGUAUUUCAAGAAACUAAAAAUUUUAGAUCUCUCCGACAACAACAUUUUGUUCCUGGAUUUUAACCUCUCAGCUCUAUCGAUUAAACAGCUUCGGCUCAAUCAAAAUUUUAUAUCGAUGAUAAAUUCAGAAUCUAUUAAGUCAUUACCAAAUCUUAGCAACUUGGAAAUGAAAAGCAAUUCUUUAACAAGUAAAGAGAUAAUCGAAGUUCAAAUUCCAGGAUUGAAAUCGCUAGAAUUAUCAAGAAAUAAUUUUACUACCUUGGAAAAUAGGACGUUUUCUCAUUUACCUUCACUACAGUCUCUAACUUUAGAAGAGUCCAACAUAUCUCAUCUUCCUUCGGCCACCUUCAUAAAAAAUCAGAACUUGCUUAGAAUUAAUCUGGCUAGAAAUAAUUUAAAAGAUUUACACAAAGAUGUUUUCGCUUACACUGCGAUUUUACAGGAACUAAAUCUGAACCAAAAUUCGUUCGUUGAAUUCCCGCACGUGGCGUUAUUUAACGUUACAUCCCUAGAAAUACUUCAUUUAUGUCACAACCAACUACAAAGCGUAGAUUUCUUCAAAUUCGUUGGUCUGCAAAAUCUGAGGACUCUAAAUUUGUGUGAUAAUCGUAUUUCGUUUCUUAGUGGUUUCAAUUCACCAUCCCUGAAAAAUUUGAUAAUGGUCAAUUUGAGUAGGAACUUGCUAACAGUUUUACCACCAAAUUUUUUUCAACACUCAUUAGGACUAAAACAGAUCGACCUUUCUCACAACUUGUUCAAGCACAUCCCCAGUAAUGGGUUGUCUGAAGCUGUACUGCCAGCUCUAACUUCAUUAAACAUGUCUUCAAAUUUGUUAGUUCAACUACUUCAAACAUAUCCUAUAAAACAGUUUCCUCUACUUGAGGAGCUAGUCGUAUCUAACACCAACUUGAGCAUUAUUACGAGUAAAGAUUUUGAGAAUUUUCCGUCAUUAAAACGUUUGACUCUGACAAAGAAUUCUAUUAUUCGACUAUCACCUGGGGCAUUCUCGAAGUUAUAUAAAUUAGACUUUUUGGAUAUCAGUCAAAAUAAGUUAGAAAAUAUCCCCCGAGAAAGGCUGCAAGGCUUAUAUUCUGUAAGAGCUAUUAACGUCUCUCACAACACUAUCAAAGAGCUAGAAGAGUUUACAGCCGAUUUGCAAAAUUUAAAAGUCCUCGACUUGUCGAGCAAUCAUAUCACAAGAAUAAGUAAAGAAAUCUUCCGAAACCUUAGAAGUUUGAAUGAUUUAAGGUUGGGCGGAAAUUGGUUGUCCUAUAUAGCGUACGACGCUUUCAAAGACGUCAACAAAUUAUUGUACCUGGAUCUAACUAGAAACUAUUUCGAGGUCAUACCUUUAAAAUUACUUUCGUCCCUGGAAACACAAAUUAAAAACAUUGCAUUUGACGGAAAUCCCCUGACAUGCAAUUGCGAGUCUCAAGAAGUAUGGAGGUGGAUGCGGGAUCACUACAAAAUAAUUCUAAAAGGCAGCAGCAGUUUGCGGUGCGAGCAUCCAGAAGAGAAGCACGGAUACGUGUUCUUUGAACUGCCGCUGCAAAAACUGUGCGAUGUGCCAGUCUUAGUUCGGAUCGCGAUACAAGACAUCCAGACUUAUUCCGUUUUAGUUUCUUGGCAAAGUCGCAAUCAGAGCGGCUUAAACGGAUAUCAAGUAGCUUACUUCAGGGAACAAAUGCCAAACAUUAUUCGGGGUAAAAUACUGAAUUCCACGGCGAGAACGACGAGAUUGAAUCACUUGACUCCGGGCGCUCGGUACACGAUCUGCGUCAUAGCUGUCGGCAAUUUCGGCAACUACUCGGAGUCGUCGCUCCCGGUCGCGCGGGUCGCACCUUCUUACGAAAACUUCGGCGCCAACCUGUACGGGGACGAGCAAGUGUUCAACAACAUAAGGCCGCUGAUGGUCGACUCCCAUUUUAGCAAAUGUACCAGUGUAAGUACGAUAGAGAUUUUCGGCGCGGCCAUGGACAGUCCGUUUUCGAACACGUACAUGGGAAUCGCUGACAUUCUGACGAGAAGACUAAGUUUGGUUGUAGGGUGUUGUAUAGGUUUUAUCGUCUUUAUCGUUUUAGUGUCGGCUUUAGGGUAUAUGAAAACAAAGAAACGUCCAAUUUUACCGAAAGUCGAUGUGCAGCAGACUCCCCAGUAUAUAUCUUACGACAAUUUCACUGCCCCGAAUGUGGAGACACAUACGACAGACAUGGACAUCAACACAGUCACAGAAAAAGCAUCUCAGUUCAAGUCGUGCGAAUAGCUUACAAGUACAAAAAGUAUAAUAGUAACAGUAUGUAAAGUAUUGAUUGACUAUAGGGAAUAAAAUAUGCAAAAACAUCACACAGCAAACGUAACAAAGCUUAAAAUUAGAAAAGAAUCUGUAAUCAAUAAUCAUCCGAGUAAAAUUAAUGAAUC